AUGGGUACCCAUAUGCAUACCCUGCCUUUGAUUUGUGCGAACGACAAUUGUAAAACCAACGGUGGACAGCUCGCCAGGGUUACGGGAAAACGUCUUAAUGAUUUCCUGCUGAGAGAAUUUAAAGAUGGAAUAAAAAGUACUGUGUGGAUUGGCUUGACAUUUCGUAAUGGUAAAUGGCGUUAUCCUGAUGAUAGCCUAUCGACCUAUUUCAAUUGGGAUGAUAACGAGCCAAAUAAUGCACAGGGAAAUGAAUAUUGUGUUGAAUAUCUAACAAAGGGAAAGUGGAAUGACCAUACAUGCAACACUCCGUGGCCAUUUAUCUGUGAAAAGGAGAUGGAUGAGUGUGCUUCGAAAGCUCACAGAUGUCACUCUCAAGCCACGUGCAACAACACCAUUGGAUCAUACACCUGUACUUGUAGUGAAGGAUUUACGGGGAAUGGGAAAGUUUGCGAAGAUAUGAAUGAGUGUGAUGUGAAAACUUACAGAUGUCACUCUCAAGCCUCGUGCAGUAAUACCUAUGGAUCAUACACCUGUACUUGUAAUGAAGGAUUUACUGGAAAUGGGAAAGUUUGCAAAGACAUAGAUGAGUGUGUGUUUGACCAUCUCGGAUGUCAUUUUCAAGCCACGUGCAAGAAUACCAAUGGAUCGUACACCUGUACUUGUAAAGAGGGAUUUUCAGGAAAUGGAAGUGUUUGCGAAGAUAAGAAUGAAUGUGAGUUAAACAAUCACAAUGUCAUUCUCAGCCACGUGCAAGAAUAA
Dendronephthya gigantea is the source of this 759-nucleotide messenger RNA. Its product is annotated as fibrillin-1-like. Bases 1 to 759 code for a protein of 252 amino acids. Gene Ontology annotation, molecular function: calcium ion binding. The transcript has 6 exons. The record is from RefSeq and is a predicted model, not a curated record. Lineage: Eukaryota; Metazoa; Cnidaria; Anthozoa; Malacalcyonacea; Nephtheidae.